This is a messenger RNA of Nymphaea colorata (pocket water lily), 2067 nucleotides long. RefSeq names its product probable 6-phosphogluconolactonase 2. Gene Ontology annotation, biological process: carbohydrate metabolic process; pentose-phosphate shunt. The transcript has 4 exons. The record is from RefSeq and is a predicted model, not a curated record. Gene Ontology annotation, molecular function: 6-phosphogluconolactonase activity. The coding region runs from base 1104 to 1904 and encodes 266 amino acids. Lineage: Eukaryota; Viridiplantae; Streptophyta; Magnoliopsida; Nymphaeales; Nymphaeaceae.
UCCCUUUCAAAAAAGUAAAAACACUUCUUUCUCUCACUAAAGAAUUUCAGCGAUGAGUUUAGUUCGAUUCUGCAGGCCAACGUUAGCGUAAAAGCUUUUUGCUCCGAGAUUAAGUCACCGACCUUCCGCGUCCUUCUUUGUCACGUCGAUACGCUCAGCGAGGAAGGAAGAGCGGGCGGAGGACUCCUCCGACUGCCCUCUUUGUCAUUUUCAAGUAUCCGCUUCUUUGCAACGCUCAGUCUCUCUCGCUCGGGCAAAAGUUUUAAAAAAUUAGUUUUCGAUUGACGGGGACAUUGUUUCUGAGUUGCAAUGGGGGGAAAAUCUACAUGUAGAAUCUGUCUUAUGAGCGCCGAAGGAAUUUUCUUUGCAUAGUUUUGCGUGACAAUGCGCGGUCCUUUACGAGGAGUUGGUGAAGCGUUUUUAUCCUCUCUUUACCUCGGAAUCUUGUUGCGUUUCUAGAGAGAGAAAGAGGGGAGAAAGAGAGGUGACAAAAAUUAAAAUGGAGGCGAGGAUGAUUCCAACGCAUCGUGGGGGCACGUGUAUGUAGCAAAGAAGGUUUUGCUUCUUCUCCCGUUCUCUCUGUUGGUUUUCUGCUUCAGCGUAAUUGGGAGCCUCAACGGCAGAUUGAAGCAAACUCUGCCUUCGUUUCUGAGUUUUAGUCUUCUGCUUUUUGGGCUUGAUUUGCUGCGCUGGCUACUUCUAGGAAUUGUAACUUUUGGUUGCAUUUUUUGUAACACCGGGAUUUUGUUUACCCUGUGUUUGUGGGGAAGAGGACGGUCUCUCCUCUAAGCUUUUCUGGGGAGGCAGGCGUUGAUUUUUUAUUAUUUUAUGAUAUUAUUUUUUUUUCGGCCCUUGUGCUUUAGGAGCUCUAGCCUGAGAUCUGUUGGUUUGAUUUGAAGUUCUCUCUCUCUCUCUCUCUCUCUCUCUCUCUCUCUCUCUCUCGCUCUCGCUCUCGCUUGAGUACUCCUCUGCAACAAAGUAGUUUGGUUGAAUUUUCGGUUCUAAAUUCACUAUUCAAGGUAGUGGCAAUUCAGCUGUUGGGGUGCUGGAUUGCGUGAGGAAGCUUCCUCUGGGUUGGUUAUAAAGUGUAGCCUUUUAAAGAGAUGGAUGGUGGUGGUGAGUCUGCGAAGAGGGGAGACUUGAGAAUUCAUGAUAACUUGGAUGACCUCGCCACAGACUUGGCCGAUUUUGUGGCAGAAUUGUCGGAGGUUGCUGUGAAAGAAAGAGGCUACUUCGCCGUUGCAUUAUCUGGUGGAUCGUUGAUUGGCUUAAUGGGGAAACUUUGCGAGGCUCAUUAUCAGAGGACAGUAGAUUGGGCAAAAUGGCAUAUAUUUUGGGUUGAUGAGAGAGUAGUAGCCAAGAACCAUCCUGACAGCAAUUACAAAUCGGCCAAGGACGGGUUGCUCUCAAAGGUUCCUAUCAUCCCAAGCCAUGUCUACUCAAUCAAUGACUCACUGUCAGCAGAGCAGGCAGCAGAAGAAUAUGGAUUUGUCCUCAGGCAGCUUGUGAAGACACGGGUAGUGGACGUGUUGGAGAGCAGCGACUGCCCGAAGUUUGACCUCAUCCUCCUGGGCAUGGGUCCAGAUGGGCACGUAGCAUCUCUCUUCCCAAACCACUCGGCCAUGAAUGAGAAAGAUGAAUGGGUGACCUUCAUCACUGAUUCUCCUAAGCCACCGCCCGAGAGGAUAACAUUUACUCUGCCAGUCAUCAACUCUGCUGCCAAUGUCGUUGUUGUCGUGACGGGCAGCAGCAAAGCCGAAGCGGUCCGCUUGGCCAUUGAUGAGACUCCUGAGCAGGUGGUGCCAGCACGUUUAGUCAGCCCAAGUGAUGGAAAAUUAGUCUGGUUUUUGGACAGGGAGGCUGCAUCAGCGUUCAUUGCCAGUUAUUCGGUUGAAAGUUCUUGACCAAAGCAGGGAUAACAGAAUGAGCGGUUCUACAGAGUGUCCUUUUCGUUUUAAAUUUUGGUCUGUUGUUUGAUCUGCCCACGUUUUCUUCCUUUCGUUUCCAUUGUGUUUCUGUAACAGGGAACGACUAAUAAGAUGGCCAAAGAAGCCUUUAGUGAGUGAA